Messenger RNA from Chlamydomonas reinhardtii, 2703 nucleotides. RefSeq lists its product as uncharacterized. Gene Ontology annotation, molecular function: serine-type endopeptidase activity. The record is from RefSeq and is a predicted model, not a curated record. NCBI's taxonomy places the organism in Eukaryota, Viridiplantae, Chlorophyta, Chlorophyceae, Chlamydomonadales, Chlamydomonadaceae. Gene Ontology annotation, biological process: proteolysis. Gene Ontology annotation, cellular component: membrane. The transcript is spliced from 10 exons. The coding region runs from base 302 to 1504 and encodes 400 amino acids.
AGUUUGUGUAAGUUGAGCCUACGAGUAUUAGCGAAACUUUGUUCACAGCUUCCGCAAAUCUGAAAGAAGCAAACUCGUCUCUGCUGUCUCACUUUUGCACGCGCUCGUUUCAAUAUAUACGCUUACAAAGUAUCCUAGCUUGCAUACAACCUUAUUGCACUCGCCUGGCGCUUGGGCAGCUGCUGUUUGGCGAGUACUUGGGCAGCUGCACAGUGGCUUGGGUUCUGCUCCAGCACCGCACAAUAUGUUGGAAUAAUAGCUGGCCUGUCAGCAGGGGCAGGGACUUCGUAGCUUCGCAAGGAUGGCUUCGUCGGGAGUCCAGCUGGGCGUGCUGAGCCACGAAUAUGGCGCACCGGCGGUCGGCUACACGGGCUCAAGCUCAGAAUACUGGGCACUGGCGGCCAUCCAACAGGCGGAGUACCAAGCGGCUCAACAGGAGGAGAAGCGCCAGGCGCGGCUGCGGCGCUCGCAGCGCUACUGGACGGCCUUCUACAACGUGCUGACUGUGGGCGAGCUGGUGUACUUCCUGGUGGGGCUGUACAUGGUGCAGUGGCAGGUGGCGGACCUGGCCGACAACCCGCUGCUGGGCCCGGGCAACGUGGGCGUCAUCAACCUGGGCGGCACUGACACGCAGCGCAUUGUGGACAAGUACCAGUACUGGCGCCUCAUCACCACACUGUUCUACAACGCGGGCGCCAUCCACCUGACCGCCAACCUGGGCAUGACGUGGACGUUCGGGCACUUCCUGGUGCGGCAGUUCAGCCCCUUCAUUGUCGUGUUCAUCUGGUUCGCUGCGGGGCUGGCGGGCGUCAUAUUCUCCGCCAACAUAGGGUCAGAGAACCGCACCGCGGGGGCGUCAGCACCCGCGUUCGCGUUAGCAGGCGCGGCCACAAUGAUGCUGGUGGUGCGGUGGCGCAAGUUCACGUGGCACCUGGCCAGCGCGGUGGUGGUGUGUUUCAUCGUGGGCGUCAACACCUUCAUUGGCGCCACGCCCUUUGUGGACAACAGCGGCAACACCGCCGCCUUCGUGUUCGGCGGCGUGCUGUGCCUGGGCUUCAUGCUCAUACGGAGGAGGCAAGCGGACGGCAAGGGGCGCGAGUGCCUGGUGUACGGCAAUGCGGCGGCGGCGGUGCUGGUGGUGAUUGUGGCCAUCAUAGGCGGGCUGGUGGGGCUGUGGCUGGACACGCCCAUUGGGGGCUGCUGCAACGUGUGGGUCUGCACUCCCAGCAGUUGGUGGGACUGCGAGGCCAGCCGCAUAUGGCCCACCGACUGCACCUACACCUCCUACCUCAACGGCACAGCAGUGCUCACCUGCCCGCGGGGCCAGUCCAUUGUGAUUGGCUUCGUGAACGGCACGGCUGCGGUGGAUCAGGUGGAGCAGUGGUGCAGCUCCUACUGCGACGCCACGGGGCUGACGGGGAGCGGCGGCGGCUCAGGGGGCGUCAGCGGCGGAGCAGGGGGCGGAGGCGGAGGCACCAGCGGCGGGGUGUUGCGGCUGCGGUAGGCUCCGAGAAUUUGUGGGCUGAGCGUGGUGUGAUUAGCAGGUUGACAAAGAUGAUGUAUGUAUGUGUUUUUGUUUCGUGAUGGCGCAAACCGCAGGUUAGCACGGACUGUGCACCCCACCCAACCGGCCACGUCCGGAAUUGCGGGGAUGCCAAAGGCCCCCAACAUAGAGGCGUGUGCUUAGUAGGCGCCCGCGUCAAGGUGGCGGGGUUGAUAACGACCCGGGAUCAGCCCUUUUCCUGCCAUAAGGCAGCCACCUCCUUGUUGUUUCGUGACAUUGUUGGUUGGAAAUUUACGUGACAAUGGAGUGUUGAAUGCGUGGAUACGUGUGAUGCAUGUGGCAGUCUUUCCGGAACGAAUGACUGGCAGCAGGCCGCAGGAGGUCGGCUGCGGCGUUAGGCUUUGCCGCGUUGUCUUAGCUUGCGGGUUUGUCGUGAGGGAUUGGGCAGGUGGCGUGCCAGCAGCACGCAUAGCAGGCAAGUGCGGCUGGUGGCAACGACAUGCGCAUCUCAGGCAGGCAGCACGUGUGCUUCAUCGCGAUGCGCCUGGAUCCAGGUUGCGUGAAUGUGGAGCGGUUUGGUGAGACAGCAGCAGCAGCAGCGGCAGCAGGGGGUCGGGCGGUGAUGUGGGGCGCGGUGUAUGCAGGAGGCAUCCUGUAUGUGUAUCUGGGCGCUUAAUUGCGCUGAGCCAAUCGACGGGGACAGGUUCCAUUUUGUGGCGUGAGAGCCGCCUCCCCCCGGUUCGUGCACGUGCUCGAGCGCUGUGCCGCAGUAGUAGGGUGAGGUGUGACCUUGCAAUUUCCAGGUUCGGGUUCAGGUUCAGGUGUGGGGCAGCACUGGGGGUCUGGGGUGCAACAUCGGAUGACAGACGAAAGAGUGCGGGAAACACGAAGGCGCGGAGGCGCAUUUGGACUUGGAUUCUUGGAAGUGGAUAUGGCUAUGGCACGCCAGGGGCAGGUGCACGCCUGGCCCGCGUCCGUACUUCGCGUGCAACUUGGACGUCCGUCCCCUGAACCGUCACUUGCCAUGCGAUAACGGCUUGCCUUACUCGUGUCGUUGUGUGGCCGUGUGGCCCCGCCCCAGCACGUGCCCUGUCCUCACCGCGCACACCUGCAUCACAUGCUGGUACUAGCUGAUGCUCCUGUGUGAUGUGCUGUGCUUGACCAUGAAUCCAGGGGCCUCGCCCUACGUAGACGUGUAC